GAACCGCCCCGUCUGCUAAAAGAUUUCAGCCGAGAGCAGUGUUCCUGGCCGGGAGAAGAGACACUGCCUGGAGACGAGGGGGCGUGGUGUGAAUGUGUAAGUGUUUCGAGUCUUGGCUCGUGCUAGUGCUUUGGUUUUUUUCACGGCGCCUGUAUAUACAAACGCAGCUAUACCGCAGCUAUAAAUUAUUAUGGCCACUCAUCAUCCUCACUGGCAAAAACAUCUAUCAUUAUCCAGUACGGGUUUUGGUGAAGACGAGUUAGGGGCCUUGUAUGAAGCCUUAUAUCCCGUUAGAAAUAGUUACAAAUCGUUUGGUUUACAAAUUGGAGUGAAGAAAAGUGAAAUAGAAAGCAUUGAGGUAAAACAAACAGAUCCUGGUGGGAGAUUGCUGGAGGUACUAUCUGCCCGUGUCAAGAAAACAGAAACACUAACAUGGAGAGAUGUAGAUAGAGCACUCAGGUCAGACUCUGUAGGUGAGGGUAAACUAGCAGACAGAGUGUAUGGCCUCCUAAGUAGCAGAAAAUACAGUGUGGUACACGAGGAUGAAUGUAAGCGACAGGCAGGUGCCUCAGAAAUCGGGAAGACAAAAAUAUGCAAGAAGGUAAUGCCUGAGAGGUCUACUAUCCCAGGAAGAGAAAUUUUAAAAGUGGCAGAAUCAGAAUAUUCUAGCACAAUUGGCGAACAAGAAGUAUCAUUUGACAGUGUCUACAGAAGAGAAACAGGCCACUUAAAAGCAGUUGCUCCUUAUAAAAUUAGAACGGGAUACAAGGAAGUCAAGUUACAUGAGAGAAUAGAAAGGGAGGAACACACUUGGACAGAUCAAUAUCAUAGUACAAAGGCUCUUAUUCCAGUGAAAGAGCGAAGUAAGAGUAUGCGAGUAGCAACUCGCUCAAGUAAUGGUAAUACUAAAAAAGAGCGUAAUAGGGAAUUGUCCUUACGAAGGAUAGCUACACCUUCGGAGUAUGGUACUCAUGAAGAUAAAGUGUCAAGUGAUAGCACUGAGUGUGACUACCACCAAGAUUUGCAGGAGAAUUCAUCAUCAACCGAAGGAGAAGGACAGACAGAACCUACUGAUGAUGCAUUUUUAGAAAAGAAUACCCGUGACGAAGGGGAGUAUUGCUGCUCCACCAAGAAACAAAGGCACAGUGUGAAGUACAUAACAGGAAGUAGCUCCGGCCCCUUAUUUUUGCAAGGAGGAAAAACACAUUACAAGAAAAAGGAAGGAGGGGAAAACGAUUCAUUUGAGGAUUCUUCACCAGAAGGUGAUGCUCAUAAGACACUAUCCGACGCAGAGCAUAAAAGCCUCAUUAAAAUUUUCAAAAGAUGUUUUGGCAAACUCUGCUGUGCCAUUACAAAUCCAGUAGAGACUGCUGCUCAAUUGCAGGAGAAAGGGCUAAUAUCUCAAUCUGUAAUGAAGGAUAUGAUCACGUCGCAAGAAUCUCCACAGGUUAAGACAGUUACAUUGAUAGGAACAAUUGAGAGGAAAAUAUGUCUCCAGCCUGCUCGUUUGUUCGUUUUGAUUGAAGUGUUGCGGAAGAGUGAUGUUCUACAGAUACAGAGAACAGGAGACGAAAUGUUGAGAAAAACAGGUAAACCGUGUCUUGAUAGAACAACUGCAGUCCCUCACCGUCAUCUCAGCGAAUCUCAGUCUGGUGUUCCAGGUAACAAAGAUGAAGUUUUACCCUAUAGUGGGAAACUUGGUGCAGAAAUUUGUAUGCAAUCCUCUCUGAAAGUAAGUCGCUCUAUACCACGCUCCUGUUCAAAUCCGGUAUUUGCAGCUUAUAAGAAAUACUUGCAGUGUUACUACAGUGCUAGAACCCUAGCUCCAGCAGACAAGUACCUUCCGAUUAUGGAGGCACCCUACAUUAACCUUGCAAUAAUUGGAAAGGGACACUAUGAUCCUAGCCAAAGAGAUGAGUUUACCAAAAGUACACUCCAUGGUGGAGUAGACCAGAUUCUUCAGAAUAAGAAACCUAUUAACUUUGAAGACCUUCUCACUUACUAUGAGGGUAGAAAACCAGUCAGGUUCGUUCUCGUAGAUGGUCCUCCAGGAAUAGGUAAGAGUACAUUUGCCUGGGAAGUAUGCAGGAGAUGGGAUGAAAAUUUUCGGGAAUACAAUAUUGUGGUGCUGCUUAAGCUGAGGGAAAAAUGGGUACUUAAUGCUACAUGACUUUCUGACUUGUUCCGAUAUCCACCUGAUCCUGAUUAUAGCAAAUGUAUUGCUAAGGAACUAAAUGAUUCGCAUGGAAGAGAUGUAUUACUGGUCUUAGAUGGGUUUGACGAAGUAUCUCACAGCUUCCCAGAGAAUUCUGUUAUGAAAUACAUAUUAUGUAGGCAACUAUUGCCCAACUGUACCAUCAUAUUAACUACCAGACCAUCAGCAAAACACACACUAAGACUUAACUUCCAGCCACAAGUCGAUAAACAUGUAGAAAUUAUUGGGUUUACAGAGGAAGAGAGAGUGAAGUAUAUUACGGAGGUGUUUAACAAUGAACCAGAGCUUCAGGGAAAUUUCCUGACAUAUAUGUUCCUUGUUCCUCAUAUAAAGUCAAUGAUGUAUAUUCCUCUAAACUGUGCCAUUAUUGCACAAGUAUAUUAUGAGUCACAGAGUAGUCAAGGCCUUGCUAUACCUAAAACAAGAACACAGCUUUACAAGGCACUCACACAUUCUCUUCUUGUUCGAUACAUGAAAGAAAGCAAUCAUGACUAUUCUUCGGUGCUUCCUGAAAAUUUAAACAAAAAAGACCUGGGCAUGUUUAAAACCUUAGCCAAGUUUGCCUUUGAUAGCUAUCACAAAGGAAAAUCAAGGAAAGUUACCUUUUUCAAAGAAGAUAUCCCUUUGGAUUUUGCACAUUUUGGGCUUAUGAAUGAAUCCACUGAAAUGUAUGCCAGCAAAGGAGUGGAAAAAACCUUUUCAUUUCUGCAUCUAAGCCUACAAGAAUACCUUGCAGCCUGGCACCUAGCCAACAGUUACGGUAUUGAUUUUCAGAUUGCAUAUUAUGGGCUUGCUCUUAGUACUUAUACCUCACUUCAGCAUCAAUAUCGCAACUACAGUAGUUGUAACAAAGAAGAAAGCGCUCUUUUAUCAUCAAUAGAAAAUGAUAGGUCAUCAUUAGUGGAACCGGCCAUAUUUCUGGCUGGUAUCACUGGCUGCAGAUGCCAACCAGAGGGCUGUAAAAACAAAUGGGAAAUUUAUUUGGGACAAGAAGGUCUGGAGCCCACCAGAAUGCUGGUACAUUCCCUUUAUGAGACUCAAAACCCAAACAUUAUAUCAUGCUACUUUGCUGGUGAAGAUUGUAGGAGGGAUGUUGUUAUAGGCCUUGGCUUACAUACAGCUCAUACACCAUAUGAUUGCUAUGCUCUUACAUACUGUCUUCAACAUUCUUUGGGUCAGGUCAAUUUAGAUUUCUACAUUAAUGACGAUGAUGUUUUACUUGUAAAAAUAUUUGUUAAAGGUCUAAUAGACCACUGCAGUACUACACCAAGUCUAGCUCUAGAGCAUCUAAGGCUAUGGUUAUUGGCUGAUUCAGUUGAGGAUGUUAAAACUUGUCUGUAUCAUAUGACAAAAGCCAAAUUUUUGCGAGAAACCAAGAAAAUUGUUAUAUAUUCAAAAUCCAGGAGUUUGAAUAUUGCUCAAACAUUUCUACAAUCACUUAUUAAACUUCAACACCUUGAGGUUCAUAUUGAUUCUCCUACGUCUUGGGAGUGGCUUACUGCAAUUAAGUCCCUCAGUGACCUGCGUAUUUUGCACAUAUCUAGUGAUGAAGGGUGUUGUCUUCCCCAAACUGAUCUUAGUUGGCCAAUCAAACAUAAACUGACAGAAGUUGUACUUGACAUCAAAUAUUCAUCGCAUGAUCUUUGUAGUUCAACUGAUAUGCUUGUUUACUCUUUGUUGAAAUCGGUUGUAUUAUCCAAAUCAAGUCUCAUUAAAAAAAUGGUGUUACCAAACAUAACUCGUGAUAUGAUGGCUAGUGUUCAUAACAUUAUACAGCACUGUCCUAAUCUUGAAAUGUUAGACCUAAAGAGAUCCAGACUUGGCUAUGAUGGAAUUAUCUAUAUUUGUAGCGCACUGAGAUAUAAUACCUCACUUAAAUAUCUUGUGAUUGAUGAAGAUCUUCAGUUACCACCCUCAAGGAUCACCAAACAGUCUCUCGUUCAGUUUAUCACUUUUGCAUCCAUGGAAAGACUUAGUCUGCCAUGUAAGACUACCUGUACUGACUUCCUUCUUGAAUUAAACCGCAUUCUCAAAGACAAUAGGACUUUAGAAGGAAUGAAGAUCCAGUGUGGAUUAUUCCUCCCUCUCUCUGCUGGUGAA
Messenger RNA from Geodia barretti, 4315 nucleotides. The record is from the annotation of a GenBank genome assembly. NCBI's taxonomy places the organism in Eukaryota, Metazoa, Porifera, Demospongiae, Tetractinellida, Geodiidae.